Molecule: messenger RNA, 1022 nt
Organism: Lycium ferocissimum
Lineage: Eukaryota; Viridiplantae; Streptophyta; Magnoliopsida; Solanales; Solanaceae
Product: probable xyloglucan endotransglucosylase/hydrolase protein 25
Exons: 3
Coding region: 60-905 (281 amino acids)
Biological process (GO): cell wall biogenesis; xyloglucan metabolic process
Cellular component (GO): cell wall; apoplast
Molecular function (GO): xyloglucan:xyloglucosyl transferase activity; hydrolase activity, hydrolyzing O-glycosyl compounds
Source: RefSeq, a predicted model, not a curated record
AUUUCAUUCCACUUUCAAUUCUCUAAAAAGUAUCCAUCCUCAUUCUACUACUAAUAAUAAUGGCUUCUUUGGCUUCCUUUAGUAUUAGACUUAGUUUGCUAGUAGUACUUAUAAGUUGUUUGAUUGUUGAAUAUUCUGCUAGUGAUCUUAAUCAAGAUUUUGAUAUCACAUGGGGGAAUGGCAGGGGAAACAUAUUAAAUAAUGGGGAUAUUCUUACUCUUACACUUGAUAAUACUUCAGGCUCUGGUUUUGAAUCAAAGAGGGAAUACUUGUUUGGAAAAAUUGAUAUGCAAAUCAAAUUGGUCCCUGGAAAUUCUGCUGGCACUGUCACUGCUUACUAUUUGUCAUCACAAGGAUCAAGCCAUGAUGAGAUAGAUUUUGAGUUUCUUGGGAAUUUGACUGGGGAGCCAUACACAGUUCAUACAAAUGUGUUUACACAAGGCAAAGGUGAUCGAGAGCAACAGUUUCACUUGUGGUUUGAUCCUACUGCUGAUUUUCAUACAUACUCUGUCCUUUGGAAUCCACAGACUAUUGUAUUCUCAGUGGACAAUGUACCAAUAAGAGAAUUCAAGAACAUGGAAGACAGAGGCGUGGCAUUCCCAAAAUCUCAACCAAUGAAACUUUACUCAAGUCUUUGGAAUGCUGAUGAAUGGGCCACAAGGGGUGGGCUUAUCAAGACUGAUUGGGCCCAAGCCCCAUUCAUUGCCUCUUACAGAAAUUUCAAUGCCAAUAUUUGCAAUACUUCUUCCAAUAAUAGUUCUUGCAAAUUUUUAGGAGUAGCAAAUUUGGAUCCUGUGAGUAAAGAAAAAUUGAAAAGGGUGCAGCAAAAAUACAUGAUAUAUAAUUAUUGUACUGAUACUAAGAGAUUUCCUCAAGGGUUUCCUCCAGAGUGUAGUGCCACUUAAUUAUUAGUAAUAUGUAGGAAUUAUAAGUAGAAAAUAAGUCUAUAUUAAUAGCCUCCUCUAUUUUUGUCUCUUUUUUUCUCUCCAUAAUUUAUGUUGUGGCCUAAUUGGUAAGGUGGG